Messenger RNA from Anopheles bellator, 3402 nucleotides. Its product is annotated as ceramide phosphoethanolamine synthase-like. Gene Ontology annotation, biological process: ceramide biosynthetic process. Gene Ontology annotation, cellular component: Golgi membrane; endoplasmic reticulum membrane. Gene Ontology annotation, molecular function: protein binding; ceramide cholinephosphotransferase activity; sphingomyelin synthase activity. The transcript is spliced from 6 exons. The coding region runs from base 318 to 2237 and encodes 639 amino acids. The record is from RefSeq and is a predicted model, not a curated record. Lineage: Eukaryota; Metazoa; Arthropoda; Insecta; Diptera; Culicidae.
AACAUAGGAAGAUAGGAACAUAGGAACAGAGGAACAUAGGAACAGAGGAACAUAGAGCAGCAACGCAAGAGUUGCAGUGGAAGAAAUCUGCCUCCGUCGCAGUGUGCCCGUGUUAAACUUGCCCGAUGUCAACUCGGGUGCAUCGCGGUUACGUGGUGCGUAGUGUGUGCGAAAAGUGAAAUUAACCUACUUCCGCCCGCUCACGCACAUUCCCGUCCACUAGUGAAGUGCCUUUUGGAGCGAAUUGCAACACAAAAAGCAAAAUCGCCGCAAAAGCUCGAACAUCGUGGUGGUGACGUUCCGGUGCUGCUAUUUGUAUGCCCGUCGACGCGCCUGCUUCGAUGUCAACGCAAAAGGUGGCGUACGAUUUUGGGCAGUUGCUAAAAAACAAUGCAAACAGCUCCUCCCCCAGUGUUGACGGCGGCAAAAUGUCCGAGGCACCGAACGUGUUGAGCUGGUCCUGCGAGACGGUGAGUGAGUGGGCCCGGCGGGAGGGCCUUUCGCGGCGCAUCAUCGAGUGGAUCGCGAAAGAAGACAUCGAUGGUCGGUGUUUGCUGACGAUCACCGAGCAGGAUGUGCACGAUCUUCCACGCCACUGUUCGGCGGAACUGCGCUUUGGCGACAUCAAGCGGUUCUGGUUUGCGACACGAAACCUGCAACGACAAAACUUGACCACCAUGGGACCCCUCGGACUGACAGGGCUGUGGGCUGCGGAUCUCAUGGCCGGAGGCCUGCCCGACAUGCCGCACCAUCACCAGCAACAGCAUCACCAGGCACACCACUUUCCGCACCAAACGCAUCCUCACGGGCCAGUGCAUCCCGCGAUGCAGCAUGCGGCCAAUCUGCACCAUUCCCUGCUCGCCAGCAUGGGGACGAGCUAUGGAUCGGUCAGUUAUAGCUACAGUGACCUGGAACGGAUCUCUCCCCCGAUGUCCAUCGACGGUUGUGCGACCUGCAUUCAGCCAGAAUUUUUCAAAACGAUGAUAAGUUUGGGUUAUGCCUUUCUCGUUACCUGGAUCACGGCAUUCGUGAUGGUGGUUGUGCACGAGCGGGUGCCGGACAUGAAAAAGUAUCCCCCUCUGCCGGACAUCUUCCUCGACAACGUGCCCCACAUUCCGUGGGCGUUCCAUAUGUGCGAAGUGACCGGAACGUUGCUGUUUUGCAUAUGGGUUUGCGUCCUGGUGGUCCACAGGCAUCGAAUGGUGCUCCUGCGACGGUUCUUUGCACUGGCUGGAACCGUGUUUUUGCUGCGCUGCGUAACGAUGCUUAUCACCUCGCUGAGUGUUCCCGGGACACACCUCGAGUGUACGCCACACGAUCAUAAGUUCAACGAUAGCAACGUUCGUAUAACAGAAAUGAUUUAUCUCCGAAUCAGUCGUGCCUACACCAUCUGGAGCGGACUCGGCAUGUCGAUUCAGGGAGUUCGGACUUGUGGUGAUUACAUGUUUAGCGGACACACCGUGGCCCUGACGCUGUUGAACUUUUUCAUCACAGAAUAUACUCCCCGGAACCUCUACUUCCUGCAUACGCUCACCUGGUUGCUGAACAUGUUUGGAAUCUUCUUCAUCCUGGCCGCCCAUGAGCACUACUCCAUCGACGUAUUCGUGGCAUUCUACAUAACGUCGCGACUGUUUUUGUAUUACCAUACUUUAGCUAACAAUCAGGCUCUGAUGUCACACGACUCUAAUCGGACCCGCAUAUGGUUUCCGAUGUUCAGCUACUUCGAAAGUUCCGUCGAUGGCAUCAUCCCGAACGAGUAUGACACCGUGUACGGCGUACUGUGCAAGGCGUUCAGCUGCGUCCUGUACGUUAAGGACGUUUGCAUGCUAACGGCCCGACGUAUCUGGAUCGCUAACAUCGAUGGCAAUUUGGCCAGGAAGGCUAAACUGCAAGUUUACCAACAUGUAACGAACCGCCGCGAAUCGGAGAAGGUACCGUGUGAUGAUGAUGAAAACGAUGUCACCGAUCAGGUGCCUCAGCCAACCUGUGUGAUUCCAAAUAAUCUCGAACGAAAGCCAGCGAACAAAAAGCCGGUAAAGUGUAGCAACAGCAUCAAUCCUUUCGACACUGACGUGGCCAGUCUGAAGCGUAAGUCGUUCAGCGGUAGUUCGGCCCAGCCAAAGAGUGGUAAUAGUUCGCCAAAGUUGAGCAACAACGAGAGCAAUAAUCGACAUCUUCCGGUCGGUGAUGAGCUGCCGGCCAACGGACCAAAGGGACUAGCGAAAAAAGCCCUCUAAAAUGGGCCCUUUGGUGUUUCUUCCUCUUACGGACGAAUUUGCGUUUGCACACAUUUACUUCAAGUGUCACCCGAAUAGUAGCGUGAAAUUUCUCUCCUCGAAAGCGACAACGAAGGCUUCCGUAAAAUUGCUAUGAAUUUAAUGUUAGAAUGGGUUUCAAACAUUUACAAAAUUUGGCGGGUGCUUGAGAAGCGGCGGUUUUUCUGAGCACCGAAAGCGGGUUUGAAAACGUGUGGCGUAUGGAGAAUGUUUUCAAUCAUUCGAUUAGUUGGUUAUGAUAUUUAUUGUAACAUCUCUUAAUUAGACAUUCGGGGGGGCUAAAGAGGUUGGUAAAGAUUUUUCCUCACUUGCAAUCGUGCCGGUUGCCCCUUUGGUCAAUCGAAUACGUGUUUUGUGAUAUUGUUGUAGAAUUAUUCUGAAAGGCUGGGUGAGGAUAAGCGGCCUUGUUAUAAAUGCAUUCCCGGCAUAUUGAAAGGUUUUGUUUUGUUUUUCUGUCCACCACACUAGUUACGCAGCAGUUUGUGCAACGUUGUGCUGUUUCGUUUUCAUUUGAAUCGUUACCUCAUACCGUUAUCUCGAUCUAUUUAUUAUCAUCCAUUGUAGGUUAUUGGUAGAAUUUGGCGAAAGUAUUAAACCGAUAGCCUGGAAAAGGUGUUGGAUGAACCAACGGACAGGACAGUAGUUAGGGUUAAUUCGGUCGUUUGGCAAGAACGAAGGUCGCAGGUUAAUUUUAAGCUUGUAUCUCCUUCCACAGCCCAGAACUAUACCAGAAAGGGUAGCUCAAGAAAUGAUAUAUAGUCCGUAAAACUCGAGAUGGCAGGAGGCAGUUAAAUCCGGGCCUUUUUCAACUGGCUCUCUUGCCUCUCUUGAGAAAAACAUAAGUCUCGCAUAGUUUCUAAACAUCCGUUAUUCCUCCAGAGGGUUUGAAGCUCUUGCACAUAACUGACUACAUAUUUCCAACCAACCAUCUCCACAACUGUGCAAUAACAAAAAAAACUAAAGUUUCUUCUUACGAUUUACAUACGUUUCUACAACUAACGCACAAUAGAAUUUCAAUGCUGCAAGAGCUUCAAAGUGCACUUUGUUUGAUCAAUACUCCGUCUUCUCUCUUCGUACGUAUGCGGUGGAUAGUGGGCUUCUUGGAUUUGUCGAGAGGUUAGUAAAA